UAGCGUUUCGUUAAGGUGGAAGACCACAACCUGGUGGUGCUUUGUUUCUAUUUCGGCAUCUAUCCCCAUUAAAAGCCGUCUCUGCUGUUCAGAGAGUGGCGGCAUUGACAUAGUAGGAUAUCUAUAUCUGUUGCAGCUUUGCGUAGGCACAUUCUUUCCCACCCGACGAGAACACGCUGGACAUAGAGGCGGUUACAACGACGCGAGGCCACCUUAAAUCACAUGCUGACAUAACAAGAACACUGCUCUCCUCCCACAUCCGAGAAGGGUCUGUUAAGAGGUGUCUCACCUUCCCGACUGCGCUCUUAUUACCACGAAAGACGCCGGUGUGCUAGCAACGCGCCGGAGCAUCUUAGGUCUUCGCUGCAGCUCCUUAUUGGUCAGGAGGUCCGGUGCGUAACGUCGCGCGCUGGACAAGCACAGACGGGCCCGCCAGAGAAUUUACAGGGAAACCGUGUGGAUACUCAAGUGUUGUUGGAUUUAUCUGAGUGUUUUUUGGGGCUUUUACAUUUACAUGCCAAAGCUGGGGAAACACACUGGAACACAGCGGACUUCAGCGCGAAGCUUUAAAGUUCUCGCCACAAUAAUUGGUUAUCGGAUGGACCAGCACCCCAGCGCCCGGAGCUGCACCAGUCGCGGGGCUUCGUCCUGCGAGGCCGUCCCGACUGAGCCCUCCAUGAAUCUGUACAUCCACUCCACCACCGGCACACGCUUUGAGCUCUCCCUGCCCCUGGAGGAGACCGUGGAGGGACUGAAGAGGAGGCUGUCGCAGAAACUCAAAGUACCAAAAGAGAGACUCGCUCUGCUACACAAAGAAACGCGACUAAGUUCGGGCAAACUCCAGGACCUAGGUAUCUCUGAUGGGAGCAAGUUAACACUUGUACCAACCGUUGAAGCAGGAUUAAUGUCUCAAGCAUCAAGACCAGAACAGUCCGUAAUGCAAGCCUUGGAGAGCCUAACAGAAACUCAGGUCAGUGACUUCCUGUCCGGCCGCUCCCCCCUCACCCUGGCACUGCGUGUCGGUGAUCACAUGAUGUUCGUCCAGCUCCAGUUGGCGGCGCAGCAGUCCGGUGGUCCCCAGCUCCAGCACAGACACGUCAUCACCCGGGGCAAUGCAGAAACGGCAAUGGGACAGCCCACUGGGCAGCCCCGUGUUCCCCACCCUCACCCCCACUCCCACCACCCCCAUCAUCCACACAGUCACCCCAGCCCCCACUUGUCCCAGCCUCACCUGGUACCUUCCUCCCCCUCUUCCCCGGGCUCCCCUUCCUUCCCCCUGCCCUCCACGCACCACCAGCCACUCCCUCCCAUGUACCACCAGUCGCCCUCCUCCGCUCACUGUAGCCCCCCAACUCCUCCUCCUCCACCCCACUCCCCUCGCCCAUCCCACAUCCCUGGAGGUCUUUUCCGCUCUCCAGCCCAUCACCAUCAUCACCACCACCACUACCACCAGCCUUCCUCAGGCCAACCCAGCCAAGACAUCGGCCAGGCCAGCCCUGUAGCCCCCGUCCUCUGCCCUGAGGCUAACUGCAGCACCAACAGCCCCAACAGUGGCACCAGUCCCUCAACACGCUCCCGUAAACCAGGCGCCAUCAUUGAGAGCUUCGUCAACCACGCUCCAGGAGUCUUCUCAGGGACCUUUUCAGGCACUUUGCACCCUAACUGCCAGGACAGCAAUGGGCGUCCCAGGCGAGAUAUUGGUACCAUCCUUCAGAUACUCAACGACCUCCUGAGCGCCACACGCCACUACCAGGGCAUGCCCCCCUCCCUGACCCAGCUCCGCUACCAGACCCAGUGUGGUUCAACCACCUCCCCAUCCCCCUCACCGCCUCCUUCGCCCCCAGUUGCCGGCAUGACGGGCGUCUCUGCCAAAGCUACCUCUGUGCCCGCCAACAGCCCUAGCAGCCCUCCACCGACUCUUCAUCCACUUGUGCAGUGCCAGAGCCAGAUCCGCAUGUGCAAACCCCCUGGUGACCGCGUGCGUCAGACCGAGAACCGUGCAACUCGCUGUAAGGUGGAACGUCUGCAGCUGUUGAUGCAGCAGAAGCGCCUGCGCAGGAAGGCCCGGCGGGACCAGCGCGCCCCUUAUCAGUGGCUGCCCAACCGCAAGGCCGGACGCAGCAACAGCAACAGCAGCAUGUCCAGCGAGGGCUCCCUGGACCUGGACUUUGACGAUUCAGUGUGGAAGCCCGACGUCAAGGCUGACUUGAAGUCUGAGUUUGUCAUGGCCUGAACCGUUUGAUCCCACACGCUGAGGAAUAUAUUAAAAGAUGUGCAAAGCGUUGCCUGGGAUUUACUUAAAGAUAUAUUUUAAAGGAGUGGAUUGGCAGGAGGUGACGCAGAACUGUGCAAAGGUCAUCAAGGUUGUCCUUGUGACUGGCGUCUGUCACAUGAAAAAAAAAAAGGCUCCCUGCAGACUUUAAUCCCAUUCUGUCAUUCACAGUUGACCUUGGGGGGAAAAAACAGCAACAAUAGCAACAGAACUUUCUUUUGAUGCUUGGAUUUGGACAGGCAACAACCAGACUUAAUAUACAAGACUUUUUACGGUAUGAUUACAAAGAGUGUACCUGAACUUGAGCAUAGCAGAAGUGGGUGGUGGUGGUGGUAUUUUGUUUUCUAAGAUUUUGUUUUCUAAAGCACACUCUGGACAGCAAUGAAGAGAUCCACACUGGACUUAUUAACAAGACAGGAGCACCAGAGGCCUCAGUGUUUCCUAAUCGCAAGAAUGGCAGAACUGCCGAGCUAUGGAUUAUUCCAAAGGGCAUUCUUAUCGAUCUCAAAACUCACCAACCAGAGUGUAGUUUCUACCUGUUACGGGGUGGUUAAACUCUUUUCUUUUUUUUUUCAUUUUGAAACAUAUUAUAUUUUAUAAACACAAAAUAUGUAGCAUUGUUCACAAAGCAUUCAGGUUUUCAUAUAACAGUUCAAAGUAGUUGUUGAUUUGCACAUUGUCUUGAUUUAUAACAGCUGGUCAAAUGCGUGCAAGGAGGAGGAGGUGGGGCCUGAAAUAGAAUAAAAAAUGAAUAUGGAAGUAUUGAUAUCAACCUCAGUGACAUAGGGUAUCGAUGGGAAUGAUUAAUGAAUAAACAAAAUGAAUUAAUAUUAACAGAAAGUGCUUUAGAGGAUUUUAAAAUCUUUAAAAUGUAUAUGGGGAAAAAAAAUCUAUUUUUUAUUUCUCUUCCUAUCUGCUGUUUUCAAAAAACAGCAUCCCUCUGUGGCUUCAGUCAAGUCAUUGACUACCAACAAAUGCAUACAUCAAUUCAAUCAUUCAACAUGAUUGACUAUCAUGAAUAACAGUCGUCUAGCCACAACAAAUGAUACAGAAAGAUAAAUUUCACCCAGCCCACCUCAUGUCUUACAGACCUGAAUGGACUUGUUGAGGGUUUGUAUAAGUUUGUGUACAUAAAUGUGAUAAUUGGCAAAGGUUUAUGAGGGUGUGUGUUUGAUUUUACUGUAAAUUGAUUUAGAAUAUCCCAUGUUUUUGUCCCGAGUUGUCUUCUCCCAAAUAUCCCUCUGUAGUUUCUCAAAAUCAUGAAGAUCAGCGGCAGUGACUGCAUAGGUCACUACUAUAUAUCACAACAGUAUAAAAUGUCAAAUUCUUAGUUGGUUCCCAGUUCUAAGCCCAUCUGAUGUGUACCCUUACCACAAGUCCUCAUAAUAAUAACUAUUUUUUUAUUGGCAAAGAGGGAGAAGAAGUGGGAUCUGUAUCCAGCAUCAUUAUCUAGUGCCUCCACCAGAACAUCCAUUGACAUAUCAGGUUAGGCCUUUCACAGUUCCGCUGCUACACAUGGGGACUUCAAAUAAAAAAAAAAAAGCUAGAGGGAAGAAGUGACUUUUCUUUGCAUGCAGAAGUGUGAAUUACACUGAUCUCUUUUCUAUUGAUGGAAGAAAAAAAUAAGAAGAAACUGGUGCUGUGGGAAUGAAGGUUAACAACAUGCAUGAAUUUGUGAAGAAAAUAAACAAUGCUGCUUUUGUUGGUUAGGUUUUUGUAAUUUUUAUUUUUUCAAUGUUAGAACAACGGUGUCCCGCUAAACGUAGUGUGACGCAAAAAAACCCCAAAACAGAUGAAGUUAAGUGUGGACUCGCGUCUUGCUCAGCACUGAACAUUCCUGUUGUGUGACAAUGAAGAUGAUGAUGAGCAAAGAGCAACUGACUCUCUCUCUACUCCACUAACACUGGUUUUAACCCCCAUGACUUUCAAGGACCCAGACAGCCCAACUGUUUAGCCACCUCCCCUCCUCCCAGCCUGAACGCCAACCCGAGGCUUGUGCGGACGCACUCUCGCAGGGAACCAACAGACCAGCGGAUUUACAGGACUGUUGAGAGAAGCAUCUGGUCUGUCUCUUUAUCUGUCUGUCCGUCUGAUCGAUCGACCACCCUACCACAAUUGCACUCCCAGAGAUUGCAGUGAGAGAUUACCUUUUUUGGUGAACCUCAUCUUUUUUUUAAGUGGCCUUACCUUUCACUAAAAAAAUGAGACAUUUGGGGACAAUGGGAGCGGGAAUGUUUUGUUUUUUGUUUUUUAAACUUUCUGUGUGCGUCGUUGUCGGACUUGUUGUCAUCAAGGCGCCAUUUUUGUCACUGAGGACACUGGGCAUCUGUUGUUUAGUGCUUUUAGCUGGUGGAGUCUCUAUUAUGUCAAGGCUUCUGUGCCUUAAAAAUGUUGCCCUUGCUGUGUCAGUGUCAGAUUUAAGCUUGUUUUCAUUGGUUGAUACACAGGGCUGUAGUAUUCGCAGCCAUGAAAGUCAUAGAUUUUAGGGGUAAGGCUUGUUUGAGCGAAUCAGAUACUAUUUAAAAGUUGGUGUUGUUCCUCAAAUACAGUCUUGGUCCCAUUUCUUUGUUGUGUUGCCAUGCUCGUUGGUCUCCGUUGUCCAAACCUCACAUCCCUCUAAACUCAGUUGUCCCACCAACAAGCUGCAAAAAGCUACAAAUCUGUGUAACUUAUGUUAACUGAGGUUUACGCCAACAGCCCUGAUUCAAAAUAAGAAAGGUCCUCUGAGGACUCCAGACUACAUGCACUUCCUGUUUCCUUCGAUACAACAUUAUUAAAGGACAAUAUAUCCCCUGCCCCUCUCAAAUUUUAUUUAAAUCUUUUUUCAUUUUGUAUAUGUAUGAACUAUACUCUGUGUGUGCCUCACUUCUGUGUGAAACUCAAAAAGAUGAAACAAAACAAAAAAGAUGACAAAAGCAUUACAGAGAGGAUAAAAAAACAGUAUGUUGGUGGAAUUCUGAUCACGUCAUUUAAGUUGCCUGUUCUUUCUUGUAGCCAACUAUUGAAAAUAACAGGAUUCAAGAAUACAAUUUACAAUGUUCUAGCUCUAGACCGGUGUAGCACAUGUGUGACUGUAUUAAUUUAUGAAACCAAAAUGGUAACUGUGAAUUAUGUAUUUCUUUGUGCAUUUGUUUUUUUUAAAGCGGGGGAGAAGGUUGUCGGGACAUGGCAACAGCUGAUGCUCGUGUCCGAAAAAAACUGUUUUUGGUGGAAAA
Micropterus dolomieu (smallmouth bass) is the source of this 5487-nucleotide messenger RNA. RefSeq names its product midnolin (gene midn). NCBI's taxonomy places the organism in Eukaryota, Metazoa, Chordata, Actinopteri, Centrarchiformes, Centrarchidae. The transcript is spliced from 8 exons. Gene Ontology annotation, molecular function: protein binding. The record is from RefSeq and is a predicted model, not a curated record. Bases 515 to 2233 code for a protein of 572 amino acids. Gene Ontology annotation, cellular component: nucleus.